AUGGGGAACCAGACCACUGUCACUGAGUUUGUCCUGCUGGGGCUCUCAGAUGCCUGUGAGCUGCAGAUGCUCAUCUUCCUGGGGUUCCUCUUGACCUAUCUCCUCACACUAUUGGGGAACUUCCUUGUCGUGGUCAUCACCUUCAUGGACAUCCGCUUCCAUACCCCCAUGUACUACUUCCUGCGCAACUUUGCCAUCCUGGAGAUCUGGUUCACCUCUGUCAUCUUCCCCAAGACGCUAACCAACAUCCUCACAGGAUGUAAGACAAUCUCCCUAGUAGGAUGUUUCCUCCAGUUAUUCCUCUAUUUCUUUCUGGGUACCACAGAGUUCUUCCUGCUGGCAGUGAUGUCCUUUGACAGAUAUGUAGCCAUCUGUAAGCCUCUUCAUUAUGCCACCAUCAUGAGCAAACGGGUCUGUGUCCAACUUGUGCUCUGCUCAUGGAUGACAGGAUUGCUUCUCAUCUUUGUCCCAACCUUCAUCACAUUUCAGCAGCCAUUCUGUGGUCCCAACAUUGUGAACCAUUUCUUCUGUGACAACUUUCCACUCCUGGAACUUAUCUGUGCAGACACAAGUCUACUCGAGUUGCUGGGUUUUGUCAUUGCCAACAUUAGCCUCCUGGGCACCCUGGCUGUGACAGCCACCUGCUAUGGCAAUAUCCUCCACACAAUCUUGCACAUUCCCUCGGCCAAGGAGAGGAAGAAAGCCUUUUCAACCUGCUCCUCCCACAUCAUUGUUGUGUCUCUCUUCUAUGGCAGCUGCAUCUUCAUGUAUGUCCGGUCAGGAAAGAGUGGGCGUGGGGAGGACCAGAACAAAGCAGUGUCUUUACUCAACACUGUAGUGACACCGAUGCUCAAUCCCUUCAUCUACACCCUGAGGAACAAACAAGUGAAACAGAUAUUUAGGGAGAAAAUGAGCAAGUUUCUCUCAUAA
Messenger RNA from Dipodomys ordii (Ord's kangaroo rat), 930 nucleotides. Its product is annotated as olfactory receptor 49. The record is from RefSeq and is a predicted model, not a curated record. Lineage: Eukaryota; Metazoa; Chordata; Mammalia; Rodentia; Heteromyidae. The transcript has a single exon. Gene Ontology annotation, cellular component: membrane. Gene Ontology annotation, biological process: G protein-coupled receptor signaling pathway. The coding region runs from base 1 to 930 and encodes 309 amino acids. Gene Ontology annotation, molecular function: olfactory receptor activity; G protein-coupled receptor activity.